CCACUGAAAUUCGCAGUAUUUAAUGGUAUCUUCUGCGUCGUUCCGUUACUCCUUAUCCUCUUUCUGCUCCUGAGUUUCUAAAAGUGGGUUGUUUCUGGUGGACGCCAUGAUAAAGUCAGCCAUGCUUCGAUCUUUGUCUUCUCCCCUGCUUCUUGAUCCGAAGUUAUCGCCAUCUUCUUCUUCUGCAAGAUUUGCUUCCUCCACUAUCUCUUGUUCGUCCGGGAGCCAGGCCUAUAUCCCCAAGCUAGAACCUUUUAGCCGAUCCAAGUUUGAAAGGGCCGUCAAGGAGCCUCCGUUGAUUCAAAAAUCUGAAAUAGAGCUCGCAGAUUAUUGUUCGACGCUUGAAGGUGAUGAAUCCUAUGGUUGCUGGCAGGCUUACUUUGAGCUGAAGGAUCUUGAAAAAGAGGUCCCAAAAGCAGACAUAGAGAGGUUGAUUCUUCAGACAGGUGGCGUGAAGUCCUUAAUAGGAUGCGUACAUGGCAUUGCAAAAAUGCACAAGCUGAAGAAGAAUGGCAUGUCUGUGCCGAAACUGGUGGCCUCGGAAGAGAGGCAAAGGCACUGUCCCGUACCAGAUGGGCUGCCAAAAUCUGAUGAGGAAAUGAUGGAAGAGGAAGAAGGUAGAAUGCCUGAUUCUCCGUUCACAAGACUUCUCAGAAGCAAGGGCAGGUUCCCUGCUUGGUAUUCCCAAGCCCCAGAUCACCAAACAGAUUGAUGAUUCACUGAUUAAUUAUUAUAUCUCCUUAAAUGGAAAUGAGAGUGAGAUUUGAUCUGAACAUGUGCUUAUUGGAUUGCUAAUGACUGUUAAGUAUUAUAGUGGAUGUAGAAUUGUACAUUGUGUUUACAGACGAGGGAGUUUUGAUCUGGUUGGGUAGUUGGGCAUGUUAUGUAUGAUAAGUAAAUUUCAUUGGUUAUAUUUGGAAUUGUAGCCCCAGUUCUAAUAUGAUGAACUGUGUUAUCUUUUUUAUCCUUA
Prosopis cineraria is the source of this 970-nucleotide messenger RNA. Its product is annotated as CCG-binding protein 1. Gene Ontology annotation, cellular component: nucleus; cytosol. Bases 107 to 712 code for a protein of 201 amino acids. Gene Ontology annotation, molecular function: mediator complex binding. The transcript is spliced from 3 exons. NCBI's taxonomy places the organism in Eukaryota, Viridiplantae, Streptophyta, Magnoliopsida, Fabales, Fabaceae. Gene Ontology annotation, biological process: pollen tube guidance. The record is from RefSeq and is a predicted model, not a curated record.